This is a messenger RNA of Gadus morhua (Atlantic cod), 1290 nucleotides long. It is a transcript of the gene h1-0, whose product is annotated as H1.0 linker histone. The coding region runs from base 293 to 895 and encodes 200 amino acids. The record is from RefSeq and is a predicted model, not a curated record. Gene Ontology annotation, cellular component: nucleus; nucleosome. Gene Ontology annotation, molecular function: double-stranded DNA binding; structural constituent of chromatin; nucleosomal DNA binding. The transcript has a single exon. Gene Ontology annotation, biological process: chromosome condensation; nucleosome assembly; negative regulation of DNA recombination. NCBI's taxonomy places the organism in Eukaryota, Metazoa, Chordata, Actinopteri, Gadiformes, Gadidae.
CAGGCGCUCGAGGAGCGAGAGACACUCACACGGACCGGCGCGAGGAACACCGUCCGUUAGAGAGACACACCGAGAGAACCCAAAUAACCCCAAAACCGGGAGAACCGAACGAACCAAGAGAACCGAAAGAACGGGUUCGAUCCCGAAAACCUUAACGUUCCAGAACGAGCCCGUAUUUCUGAGUGUUUCCAACGCCGCCGUUCACGAGACGCGGAGCGGCUCCGUCCGGGACGUUUGAACCGCGAACCGUUAAAACAGUGAACCGUAAAACAGAAACUCACCCCGAGCCGACAUGGCGGAGACCACCACGACACCCGCCAAGGCCAAGCGGACCCCUAAGCCCAGGAAGCCCGCCUCUCAUCCCAAGUACUCGGAGAUGAUCCGGCAGGCCAUCGAGAGCGAGAAGGCCCGCGGGGGGUCCUCCCGCCAGAGCAUCCAGAAGUUCAUCAAGAAGAACUUCAGCGUGGGCGACAACUCGGACCUGCAGAUCAAGCUGGCCCUGAAGCGGAUGGAGACGGGCGGGUCGGUGCGCCACACCAGGGGGCUCGGCGCCUCCGGCUCCUUCAAGCUGGUCCGCGGCGACCAGGACCCGGCUAAGAGGGCGGCCAAGCCUAAACCCGUCCGAGUUAAGAAGUCCCCCGUCAAAGCCGCCAAGCCCAAGAAGCUGGCAAAGCCCAAGAAGGCCCCCAAGUCACCGGCCAAGCCCAAGAAGAGCCCCAAGUCCCCGGCCAAGAAGAUCAAGAAGAGCCCGAAGAAGGUCGCGGCGCCGGCGGCGAAGACCAGGAAAGUAGCGGUUAAGAAGGCGAAGCCCGCGAAAGCCGUGAAGCCGAAGCCCGCAAAGAAGACCUCCAAGCCCGCGAAGAAGAGUGCAAAGAAAACGACGAAGAAGAAGUAGAGAAGAGACUCAGACCCCCAACUGUACAUACUUUGAGAAAUGUUUUGUAUAUGUAUUAUUUUUGUAUGGUCUCCUCAGAAGUCCUGAUGUUUUACAGGUGGUAGACAGUGAGUCUUGUGGUGAUAAUGUCAUUUAAUUCUCAUGAUCUUUAAGGUCCUCCUUUGAGCUCUUAAAGUUAAAGUGGGCCAUGGAUGACUUAUCGAUUAGCACGGGGCAGUCGAUAGUGAUGGGGAGUUCAUAAGGCGUCCAGUUCACUGCUGCACUGUACAUUUCUGAUGUAUAAUAUGUGUGUCCAGUGGUCUAAUGACCGAUAUCAAGCCCUAUAAAAAACCAUCGUGUUGAAUUAGCUACUUCAAACAUUGUUUAUAAUGUAAUAAAUAACAUGUUAUCUUCUA